Coffea eugenioides is the source of this 960-nucleotide messenger RNA. RefSeq lists its product as uncharacterized. Lineage: Eukaryota; Viridiplantae; Streptophyta; Magnoliopsida; Gentianales; Rubiaceae. The record is from RefSeq and is a predicted model, not a curated record. The coding region runs from base 169 to 738 and encodes 189 amino acids. Gene Ontology annotation, biological process: maturation of 5.8S rRNA. The transcript is spliced from 5 exons.
UGCAACAUCGUCUUUCCAGGUCGGAAAAAUCCCUAAGCUCGGCCUCUUCUCCGGGCUUCACAGUUCACACCCACACAAAAACAAUCACUUGUUAAACCCGGUGCUUAGACCAAUUAAUUCGAAGUUUAUUUGGCAAUAAAGAAAGGAGGGUUCACUUUGUAAUCAAGAAUGGCUAAGCCGGAGCUGUCAAGUACUCUAAAAAACUUGAAGUUUAUGCAAAGGGUAGCUCAGAAAGAGGAUAAAGCUAAGAAAGAAGAGGAAGAAAAAGAACUUGUACCUGAUGGAAAUUUCCCUUCCCGUAGUGGCUCCCAAAAAUGUGUUAUCAUUAUGGAAGGAGAUCCCCAACCUGGAGCGAUCAGAGGCCGGAUGUCAUUUCUAAAUUUUAAUCCUUCUAUAGAUAAACUGAAUGAUGAAGCAUCAAAUUCAGUUCAACCUGAGGCCCCAUCUACCAGUUCAGGCAGAGAAAGAGAAACUAAUACAGAUCGAGGAGAUGGCUCUCCCCAAGUUGGGCUCGAGAACGAAGAACUAGAAAAUUCGGGCUGCGGUUCCAAUGGAGAUCUCAAACGGAAAACGGCAGAUGGGUAUGAGCCACAGUAUCCAAAUAAAUCACAGAAAAGUAUUCAAGGUGAUGAACGGUCAUCUCCUCACAAUAAUCGCACUCCUCAUAAGCAGCCUAAGCGGGAGAAGCUGGACUGGAAUGUUCUAAUGCCUCCGAAAUCACGAAGCAAAGGAAAGUAAGAUUUAUGAAUAGAUUCCAAUGGAGUUCGGAUGAAAAUUUUUUUAACUAAAUUUUACUUGCAUCCAUUAUAGGAUUGGUAGCUGUAACCUGAAUUUGUAAGCAUAUAGUCAGAGGCUGAUUUAAUUUUAGCCGUGCUAGUUUUUUAAAAUUUGCCUGAGAAGUUGUGAUUUUCCUUUUUUUAUUUUUAUGGAACUGCAGAAACCUUUUUGCCUUUCUUUUCA